UUCUCUACGCUUUGCGCAUUUCAAAAGUGACAAAAUGGCGAAUGAAGCAAGUAAAUUGCUCCUUUCUACACAACAAGAAAAACCAAAUCAUUACACGUACUUAAAGGAAUUUCGGGUCGAACAGUGUCAGUCUUUUCUGCAACACAAAUGUAACCAACAUAGACCAUUUGUAUGCUUCAAUUGGCAUUUCCAAAACCAACGCCGCCGUCGCCCUGUCCGCAAACGAGAUGGUACUUUCAAUUAUAGUGCAGAUAAUUAUUGCACCAAAUACGAUGAAACUACAGGCAUAUGUCCUGAUGGUGACGACUGUCCAUUUCUUCAUCGCACCGCGGGUGAUACUGAAAGACGCUACCAUUUGCGUUACUACAAAACCUGUAUGUGUGUACAUGACACCGAUAGUCGUGGUUAUUGUGUCAAAAAUGGGCAUCAUUGUGCCUUUGCGCAUGGCAUACAGGAUCAACGUCCACCGGUAUAUGAUAUUAAGGAAUUGGAAUCCUUACAGAAUGCAGAGCUGGCUCUCGACGGUACAAACGCACAAAAUGCGCUGGAUAAAGAACGCAAUCUUAUGAAUGAGGAUCCCAAAUGGCAGGAUACUAAUUAUGUUUUGACGAAUUACAAGACGGAACCAUGCAAACGUCCACCGCGACUUUGCCGCCAAGGCUACGCUUGUCCACAGUAUCACAAUAGUAAGGACAAACGACGAAGUCCACGCAAAUUUAAGUACAGAUCCACACCAUGUCCCAAUGUAAAGCAUGGUGAGGAAUGGGGUGAGCCUGGUAAUUGUGAGGCUGGCGACAAUUGUCAAUAUUGUCACACACGUACCGAACAACAAUUUCAUCCGGAAAUUUACAAGUCAACUAAAUGUAAUGAUGUACAACAAGCUGGCUACUGUCCACGUAGCGUCUUUUGUGCUUUUGCACAUGUGGAACCUUGCCCUAUGGAUGAAUUGCGUGAGAAUGCACUCUCUGCCAGUUUGGCCAACUCAAGUUUAUUAUCACGUUCCUCGGCGCCAAUUAACAUUCCUAAUUCUACACUAAACAACUCCAUGAACGGUGAGUAUUACAAUUCUGCCGGAUUUUCCGUCAACAUUCCAAGCAACUCGCUAACAUACAGCCCAACCAGUCAUAGCAACCUAUUUAGCGUAUCAGAUGCAUUUAACUAUAGCGGUUCCAAUACAAAUAAACUAAGUAAUUCACUCUCAGCGGCCACGCAAAAUGACAGUAGCAGCUUGUUUUUCCCAUCUCGCAUCAUAUCUCCAGGUUUUGCUGAUGGUUUAUCAAUAAGUCCCUCCGUUAGAAUUUCCGAACUAAACUCAAUACGUGAUGACAUCAACAGCAGUUCUGUUGGGAAUAUGUUGUUCGAUAACACUUUGUCAACCACUAAAAAUGCAUUCUCACUGCAAUCACUACAAAAUCAAAAUAACUCCGAUGUUAAUCGUUUAUCAACAGAAUUAAUGACGAAAAAUUCACAAAUUGUAAAGCUAACGAAUCGAAUUGAUGAGACAGCUAGAAAGUUAAAUUUAACGGAAUUGCAACGUGACAAAGCCAAGCAGGAGGCUAUCGAGUGGAAAGAUCGUUAUGAUUUAGCGCAAACUCAGCUUCAUUUGUCUACCGAGCUGCGCAAUUUAUCGAUACAAAAGCUAAAACAACUGCAGUCGAAAUUACGCACAGAUUUAGAGGAGGUAGAGAAGGUUUUAUACUUGGAGAACGCCAAGAAAUGCAUGAAAUGUGAGGAGAACAAUCGUACUGUCACCUUAGAGCCAUGUAAUCAUUUCAUACUAUGUGAUUCUUGCGCCUGUUCAGUGACGGAAUGUCCCUACUGUCAGGUGUCCGUAGUCACAACACACACUUAAGUAAAACAAAAACAAAUUAAAUACGAUCGCAUAAGAAAAGGGCGUAGAGCAUUAGUAUAAAGAAAUGUUUAGGUAUAUUUGCUCCAAUCAAAUUAUUUAUUAAAAAUGUAAAAAAUAGGUUCUCAAAUAACAAAGUAUUGAGCAAACAGAGCUGGGUAAUAGAAGUAUUCAUUAUAAAAGUUAUGAAUUGAAUUGAAAAGUUAUGUAACGCAUACAUACUAACAUAAAUUGUGUUAUUCGCACAAUUAGCGAAUAAUUUUAGGUGUCAAAAAUCAGUGAAAUUAUAUAUAUAUACACACAUAUGUAUAUAGCGUAUAUUUGAUGAAAUUGUGAAAAUAGUUCUAUGCGAAUUUUCGUAACACUAACUUCCAGUUAAAAAGUGAAAAGCAAAAAAGCAAUUAAUCAAGAAGCAAUGAAAUAUGUUUCUUUUACAUUUUUUGCACUUAAAACAAAUAACUUAUCCAAGAGUUUUAUUUAAUUGCAUACAUAUUGAUAGCACUGUCACCUAUUUUAUAACAUUUUUUUUUUAGCAUUUUUCCAUUUCGUUUUCAAGGCAAUUGCAUAUUUUUGUGUAACAUAAUGUUUAAGUUAACAAAUGCAAAUUUGUAUAAACUAAUGAAGUAAUAUCCAUGUUUAUAUAUUUUUUUUUAUUUUAAGCCGUCAGUAUAUUUACAUUUUGUAUUCGAAUUUUAUUUUUAAGUUCAUAAACAUUACAAGACACAAACAAAAAAAUGUGACAACAACAACAAAUAUGGUUACACAAGGAUUUACACAAAUCUACUAUUAUUUAUAAUUUAUUUACGAUAAAUUUUCAUUUAGGCAAACAAAAAACUGUAAAAUUAGUAUUCCAUAUUCACUUGCAUAGUAUUAAAUUUAGACUUUUACCAGUGCAUCCUUACAGCCGUUUACAUUAAUAUGUACUAAUUUAGGUUAAAUAACAAAGUUUUCGUUCUACACAUAUUUAGCAAUGCAGUUUUAACGCUUGCAUUGCAGUGAUUUUUCAUGAUCAUUAAAACUUAAACAUAAUUUGUAUUAUUUAAAAAAACGCAUUGUUAUUUGGAGAUUGCUAACGGCAUAGCAAAUUUGGGAAAUAUGUUCUUAUUUUUUUUUUUAAUUUCUGAAACUUCUACGGCAGUGAGAUUUACGAUCUGUGUGCAAGUUGUCAAGGUAGCUUAAUCGAUUCCUUUGUUAAUGGGUUACGUUUUAUUAUGUUCUUACAUUAACUUGAGUCACUUGUGGUUGAGUUGCGAACGUUCCGUCACUUAGUUUGUGUUACGCUAAGUCACAUUUACUUGGUUUAUGUUACGUUACGUCACCUAAACCUAAGUUUCGUUAUGUAACGUCACAUAAAUUUAAGUUAUGUUGCGUUAAGUCACAUUAACUUGCCUUUUUUAACCCUACGUCACAUUACUUUAGAUUAUGUUACGUUACGUCACUUUAAGAUGCGUUAUGUUACAUGCACCUAAGUUACGUUACGUUACAUUAACCUAAUAUAUGUCACGUAAAGUCAUAUUAAUAUCCAAAUAACGUUAAGUCAACUCAAUUCUACUUAAGCUACCUCAAAAACUUAUCACAGUUGUAUGUACAUACAUAUGAAUAUGAAGUAAUUACCAGGACAAAUGAUAGUUCUAAUUAAAAAAACAAAAUAUUACAGACCACUAGCCACUCUCUUUUCGAUUCUCAUUAUUUCCUCUAACGCGAAAUGACUUAAAAUACUCAAUGUGAUGAAAAUUAUUCAUCCUACACACAUAUUUUUGUUAGCAACAUUUAAUUGCCUACUUUUAGGCACUUGGUUUACUUGUCACU
Molecule: messenger RNA, 3658 nt
Organism: Bactrocera neohumeralis
Lineage: Eukaryota; Metazoa; Arthropoda; Insecta; Diptera; Tephritidae
Gene: unk
Product: RING finger protein unkempt
Exons: 9
Coding region: 35-1852 (605 amino acids)
Molecular function (GO): metal ion binding
Source: RefSeq, a predicted model, not a curated record